CUUAGCCAGCCCUUCAAUCCCUGGCCUCCCUUGUCUUUCUGGCUUCAUCAUCUAAUAUUCUUCUCCCUUCCUCUCCUCCUGAUGCCUUCCCAUGACAUCAUUGUUCUGCUGACACUCAACUUCCAGUUGCCGGAACAUGCCUGAUGCUUUCAUGUCUGCAGCCCCCAGCAGAAUCUGCCAGCCAGGGGGGCUCAACCUUCCUCGAGCACCUCCCAAUUCUGGUGCCCCCAGCUCUUCUUCCAGCUGGGCGUUCCCUAAGGCUUGUAGCACCCAAAGGGCUCUGCCCUCCAUCACCUAUGUCUCUCUAUUGUGGUCAUUUAUGUAACUGGCCAGGGCGUGUGUCUAAACUAGAAGUACCUUGAGGGUCCAACCCAGGUCUGUCACAUCGACAUCCCGAAGGGACAGCUUGAUUUACCCUGCCACCGUGGGCGACAACCUGGUCCCAGCAAGGUUAAUCAGUCUGCACAAGGUCGGGUGUGCUGACCCCACUAAGCAGCUUGAGCCUCCUAAUCCAGGGCCAGCAGGAACCUCAGGACAGACGGCAGUGGCUCGCGGAAGGUGACAGGGCCAUCUUGGCCUUCUUCUGCGGACCCUGUCGGGGAGGGGAUGGGGCAGCUGAGUCAUGUGCACCACUCUUUUCGUGCUCAGCACCUUGGCCAUGCUCUGGCGCCGCCGGUUCGCCAACCGGGUCCAACCAGAGCCCAGCGGAGCAGACGGGUCAGUAAUGGGCAGCAGAUCGGAAACAGACCUCCAGUCCUCAGGCAGGGAGAAAGAGUCUCUGAAGUAAGUUCUCACGUCUUCAGGAGGAGCUUGGCCCCAGGGACUGACAUCAGCCGGCAGAGACAGUUCAAGUCCCGGCUUGCCCCCCACCUACAAAGGAUGCUGUGGUGGAAGGAGCGGCAGCACGCUGGAGAAUGGGAAAAAGCAGCCAUCGAGAAGGGACUGUUGUCAUCCUCAUUUACCCAAUAAGGAAAGUGAAGUUCGUGGAGCUUGCUCAAGGUCACGGACAGCGACUAGUGAAGCCAGGAAGUGCGUCCUGAGCAAUGUGAUGCCAAGGCCUGGGGAGGUGUUGGAGCACCGAGGACUCGAGUCUCGAGCUGGGGCUUGAGGACAUUCUGGGUAUGACCUGCCCACCAGGGCUCCGAGAAUGAGAGCUGUGGAGCCCGCCCCGUGACAUUCCCACGCUCCCUCUGUAGGAAUGCAUCAUUCGAGGCUGGAUUUGACUCUGGGCCCUGAAAGGGUGGUCCUGGGUUGCCGACUGAGGGGAGUGAGGAGAGCCGCCUUUCUGGGAUCUGUCACGCCCCUCAGGGAGGAAGCAGUGGCCCCUAUCUGCGAUGACAAGGUCAUGGAACUUGUCACUCAUUGUCACUGGUGUUCUGCUAGCAGCCUCCUUCAAUCAGGGGCAGAGCCCUGGGGGUAGGAGGGCAGCCAGCAGCCCAGCAGGAGAGCGGGGAGAUUGAGGAGGAAGGCUUUGUUGUUUGUUUUUACAGGGGGAGGGUGCAGGGUGUGAAGGAGAUGGCUUCAAGAGGGACCCGGUGACUUCAGCGGGAAACCAAUCCUUGUACCUAAGGACAUCGGACCCUCUCUGUGGGCUACACAUGCCCCCUAGUGGGGAUUAAGAUGAGAGGGUGGCUGAGAAAAUUAAAACCAAAAAAAAAAAAA
Molecule: messenger RNA, 1662 nt
Organism: Lutra lutra (Eurasian river otter)
Lineage: Eukaryota; Metazoa; Chordata; Mammalia; Carnivora; Mustelidae
Gene: PRCD
Product: photoreceptor disc component
Exons: 5
Coding region: 623-787 (54 amino acids)
Cellular component (GO): photoreceptor outer segment membrane
Molecular function (GO): opsin binding
Source: RefSeq, a predicted model, not a curated record